This is a messenger RNA of Sander lucioperca (pikeperch), 1106 nucleotides long. RefSeq names its product mesencephalic astrocyte-derived neurotrophic factor (gene manf). Gene Ontology annotation, cellular component: endoplasmic reticulum. The transcript has 4 exons. Gene Ontology annotation, biological process: dopaminergic neuron differentiation; neuron projection development. Lineage: Eukaryota; Metazoa; Chordata; Actinopteri; Perciformes; Percidae. The coding region runs from base 138 to 665 and encodes 175 amino acids. The record is from RefSeq and is a predicted model, not a curated record.
GGAAACCCUGUGCAAUCAGGAACGCUGCUCACUUUACCGGCGUCUGUAGCGAUUCAUGAGUACGAAUGAGUUGUUUUUCUUCCAGCAGCGGUUAGAUAAGAAAAUAUAAACGUUGUUCGAGUUAUUCGUGCCCGAAAAUGUUGUGUUUAAGCGGGUUGUCGGUGGCUCUCGCGCUCUCUCUCGUGCCCGGUCCCGCUGAUGCCCUGAAAGACGGAGAGUGUGAAGUGUGUAUUUCCUUCCUGGGGAAGUUUUACCAAUCGCUAAAAGACAACAACGUAAAGUUCAACGCCGCAGACAUCGAGAACGCCAUCAUAAAGAGCUGCAAAGAGGCUAAAGGCAAAGACAACCGCUUUUGUUACUACAUCGGGGCAACGAGCGAUGCAGCCACCAAGAUUAUCAACGAGGUGUCCAAGCCUCUGAGCUACCACGCCCCAGUGGAGAAGAUCUGCGAGAAACUCAAGAAGAAGGACAGUCAGAUCUGUGAGCUGAAAUAUGACAAACAGCUGGACCUGAAGAAGCUUAAAGUGAAGGACCUGAAGAAGAUCCUGGAGGAGUGGGGCGAGUCCUGCAAAGGCUGCGCCGAAAAGUCCGACUUCAUCCGCAAAAUCACAGAGCUAAUGCCCAAGUUUGCUCCCGCAGCCGCCAGUGCACGGACAGAUCUGUAACGGGGAACAAACGCACAACGCAACACACGCACAACACACACACACAACUUUGGACUUGGCCAAGACUGCUAUCCAGCUCUCCCAACUUUACCCUGGUUUCCAUGACGUCCUGUCGAAGAGAAAAGGCUCACCGAUUUUUUUCGAGUUAGGUCUUAAAACAAUGUUGACAUACGAACAUCAAAAGAAACAGUCGCUGCAACUCCUCUCGUCCAAAAAAACAGAAGAGUUCUCUUCUAAUGUAAUCCCAAAGUAACAGAUUGAGGACAAAAAAAGAGUUUAUCUGAAGUUAACAGCAAAAUAUUAGAGCACAUUUUGACAGAGGACUUUGUUUUGUCCCCAGAAUGAACAGGAACAACAGUUACAGCAACUGAAAACGGUUUCCAUGUACACGUGAGCGUUGUAUUAAAGGGUAACUGCUGUUUUUGUUUUUUCUCAACCCUA